Messenger RNA from Gossypium arboreum, 847 nucleotides. RefSeq lists its product as uncharacterized. The coding region runs from base 185 to 562 and encodes 125 amino acids. The transcript has a single exon. The record is from RefSeq and is a predicted model, not a curated record. Lineage: Eukaryota; Viridiplantae; Streptophyta; Magnoliopsida; Malvales; Malvaceae.
UGAAAGAAAAUAAAGUUUAGCUUAAUGCACUAAACAACAUCCGAAGGUGAAUACAAUGGAAUCUUGCCCCAUAAUUCUCAGCAGCAUCUCUCUAUAAACCACAAACCUGCCUCCUCCCUUCCAUUUCUAAUAUUUCAGCGUCAACAACAACACACUAUUAACUUGAAUCCAAAGGUUUUUAAACAUGGGCAGAGAGAAUUGGUCUGUUAUGGGCCGCCUCAAGAGAGCAGUGAAGCAGAUAAACUCCCUACUUCGCUUCAACCUAACAAAAUGGCGCUCAUCUUGCUUCCUCAGAAGCCUUUCCACCCGGCGCCGGCCGACCUUGAGCUUUAACGAUCGCCUCGGUUUGCACGGCUGCAUUGUGGAUGAAGAAGAAGAAGAAGAAGAAUCCAAUAAAAAAGGACCGGUUCGAGCGCUUCAUAGAACAACAAGCUAUGCUAGUGCGGAUGAUGAUGUUGACCAAAGGGCGGAGCUUUUUAUCUCUAAUUUCCGUCGACAGCUUUGGUUAGAACGCCAAGUUUCUUUGCAGCUAAGAUAUUGCCGAUCCAGGAGUUUGGAGUGACACAGACUUACCUCCAACGCUGAAACCAGUUUGCUCUGUAAGAUUUCUCAGGAACAAAAUUAGCUUUAUAUUAUUAUUAUUUAUGGUUUUGAUUUUUCGAGAGUUUUUUUAUACCGUAUUUAUACUGCUAAAUUGUUUGAAUUUACGGUAUUUCUAGAGCUUUGAUUGUUUUUUCUUUCCCAGCUUGCAUCUAUUUGUUUAAUGCAGGAUUUGUUGUAAAAACUUGAAUAAUGUAUUUUAAUAAUUAUUAUUGUAAUGGAAUUCAAGAGCUUGUUUUAGUAAGAA